GCUGUUUAUUCUGGCGCUCUUUCCUGCUUUUGCUGGAAUAGCUAUUAUUUUGGCUCCCCAAAAACCAUGUCCCAAGCCCCGGAUUUGGCCGGCGGGAAUGUUCAGCAGAAACGGAGGAUACUUAGCGGAGUGGAAUACAACCGGAUAUGCCAGUUCAUUAACGGAUACCACGGACUGCCCAUCGACUGCGAGUUCGAGUUGAGGAACCGCUUCUUCAAGGACGUGGAGCCGAUGGCCUUGACAUGCAUCCUGCAAUCGGAGCUUUUCAACAAGUCGCGGGGUCACCACUGGAAGCAGGAGCAGCGGGGCAAGAAGCUUCUCAAAACGUUUGAGGAGCAGAAGAACCUCUACGACAACGCCCUGCUAAUUCGAAUGGCCUGUGUCGAGGGACUUAAUCCUGUGGCCGUCUGCAGGAUGCUGUUGCAAGAAAAGUACAAACUGCGCCAUCGUUCGCACAUCUCCCGGUUUCUAAAGCAUCCGCACCUCAUCGACGAUCCCCGGCUGGCGGCCAAUGUGCAGCAGUGCAUGAUCAGCGACAACCAAGAGGGACCCAUCACAGAUCUGCGGCGCCGCAUCAUCGGCGAGGAAUACGAGCUGAAGCUUAAAACGCUUUCCAAAGAGGCGGGAAUCCACUUCUACGACGAACAGGACUUGCGGCGGAUGGGCUAUGACAAAACCCCAGACAUCAAGAUGAUCCUACCGUUUCUGUUCAAAGGAUCCGUGAUCAACUGGAUCGAGAGCAAGGCCAAUUUCGGGGACACCAAGGGACACAAGUUCAACAUCCAACAACAACUACAUAGUUACUGCAAUCGUUUUGGACCAGGAAUCAUAAUCUAUUGGUUUGGCUACCAUGAGGAAACGCCACUUUUGCCGGAUAAUAAUAUUGGCAUCACUGUGCUUGCUGAUUUUCCUGCCAAAGAGGAUUUGGUUUUCAUGCAACUCGCUCAAGCAGAAUUGCCCACUAAAAAUGCAACCAUCAAUGAGGAAAACAGUUCAACGAGUCAGAAACCAGAGGAAUAUAAAGAGCCUUCGUGAAGUUUUACCUUUUUUAAAGAAAACGGCGAAACAGGGAAAAUAACUUUUUCGGAACUUGUUGAUUAGGCAGCGACUUGUUUUACCAUAUUAAACGAUAUGUGCUUGUUUGUACAAUGUACAUGGACAACCUAAA
Messenger RNA from Drosophila ficusphila, 1168 nucleotides. RefSeq names its product CDAN1-interacting nuclease 1. Bases 67 to 1035 code for a protein of 322 amino acids. The record is from RefSeq and is a predicted model, not a curated record. Lineage: Eukaryota; Metazoa; Arthropoda; Insecta; Diptera; Drosophilidae. The transcript is spliced from 3 exons.